This is a messenger RNA of Sesamum indicum (sesame), 1068 nucleotides long. RefSeq lists its product as uncharacterized. NCBI's taxonomy places the organism in Eukaryota, Viridiplantae, Streptophyta, Magnoliopsida, Lamiales, Pedaliaceae. The record is from RefSeq and is a predicted model, not a curated record.
ACCAGCGUCUGUAGUUUAUUUCCAAAGUGGGGAUUUGCUUUUUUUCGCCUCCUUCGCUUGAAUUUCGGACUUUGCGUUCAAACAAGUCUACGUUCAUUUUUCUUGCAUGCCUAUAUAAAUACACAUGACUCCACCCACUAACUUAGCAUGAAAACACACACACACCCCAAGAACACGCACCAAAAACACACACACAUCGAUCAUGGAGUGGAGGAAAUGUUAUCUAGACGUGAUUCUUGUGCCAUUGGGGUUUUUUAUGUGCAUGGGAUAUCAUGUAUGGUUAUGGCAUAAGGUUCGAACCCAACCCCUCACUACUAUCAUCGGAACCAACGCUCGUGGCCGUCGUUUUUGGGUCUCCGCUAUGAUGAAGGACAAUGAAAAGAAAAACAUCCUGGCCGUCCAAACGCUGCGUAACACGAUCAUGGGGUCCACACUGAUGGCAACCACCUCGAUCCUUCUCUGCUCCGGCCUCGCCGCCGUGAUCAGCAGCACGUACAGCAUUAAGAAGCCACUGAACGACGCCGUCUACGGCGCGCACGGCGAGUUCAUGGUGGCGCUGAAGUACGUAACUCUCCUCCUCGUCUUCCUCUUCUCAUUCGUGUGCCACUCGCUGUCGAUCCGGUUCACGAACCAGGUGAAUUUCCUGAUAAACUGCCCGCCGGACACGUCGAACGGCGUGGUGACGGCGGAGUACGUGUCGGAGCUUCUGGAGCGGGGGUUCACGCUGAACACGGUGGGGAACAGAUUGUUCUACGCGGCGCUGCCGCUUCUGCUGUGGAUAUUCGGGCCGGUGCUGGUGUUUCUGUGCUCGGUUACAAUGGUGCCGGUGCUCUACAAUUUGGACUUCGUGUUUGCUGCUGAGAAGAAGAAACUGCGGAGUGAGAAUGGGAAUGGGCAUGAGCAUGAGCACGAGCAUGACUGUGGAUCUGUGUAAUGCCGAAAUCAAUCUCAUUUUCUUAUAAUUAAUGUGAAUGUGCUUCAAUCUGUAAUCAAUUCUACAUCAAAUUUAGAAUUAUUUUCUCAACUCUUUGUCAUAAUUAUUGAUUCAUAUGGAAAUUCUCUCUCUAA